Messenger RNA from Phyllopteryx taeniolatus (common seadragon), 6351 nucleotides. Its product is annotated as Transmembrane protein 150A-like. The record is from RefSeq and is a predicted model, not a curated record. NCBI's taxonomy places the organism in Eukaryota, Metazoa, Chordata, Actinopteri, Syngnathiformes, Syngnathidae. The transcript is spliced from 8 exons. Bases 522 to 1382 code for a protein of 286 amino acids.
GAAUCUAGCAGCAAAAGCGCUGAAGUUGGCAAAAAUGAUCUUGACGUCCUCCUGGCUGACUCCAAAGCGCCCCCUCGCGCUACUCUUCGGCGCACACCGCCGGCACAGGUUGUGGGGUGGGCGGAGUCAAACAGCUGGGUAGACCGGAAUGUCUCGUGGCGGCUAUCACGCAGGUCGGGCUGCACCGUGAAGCCACACGAACUAUCCCCUCUUCUUUUUUUCCUCACCAAAUCGUCUAACCGGGACUUCCUAGAAGCCAGAAAACUACACGUUCUGCUGUCCCUUUGGCUGGUUUUCGGCACCCCGAAGAGGAGAGAGGACGACAGAAAAGUUAAGCAAGAAUCUUGGGGUGGGAGGGAAAAAAAAAAAAAAAAAACACCACUUGCUCGAAAACGUAACGGCGGAAGCUAAGACAAGUCGUUCCAGUGUCCCCGACUUGUUACAAUGACUCAUUUGGCGUCAGCGCAGAUGUCAGCCCCACACAGUUAAAUGUUAGAACUACUUGAGCACAUAUUGCUCGGAUGGUCGAAGAGGAAAAAGAGGAAAGAGGGUUCGUGGUGCCUACCAUGUCUCUGUGGGUGAUCCUGCCUGUUAGCCUCCCAGCACUGACCAUCACUGGGAUCUGGGUUGUGUAUGCCAUGGCCUUGUACAACCAGCACGUCUGCCCUGUAGAUAACUGGUUGUACAACCAGUCGUGCGAAGAGGAGCUCUAUUUGCAGAGUGGGCCAACGUUAUGCUGCACGCUCGACAACGUACCUCUCAUCAGUAAAUGUGGGACACUUCCGCCUGAGAGCUGCUUCUUCAGCCUUAUCUGCAGCACAGGCUCAUUCAUGGUCAUGGUGAUCGUACUGCUUCGCUACGCCCACGUCAUUGAGAAGCACCAAAACUGCGUCCUCAACACGGCGAGUCUCUCCACAGGCUGGAUCUGUGCCGCUGGACUCAUCAUGGUGGGCAACUUCCAGGUGGACUAUGCCAAAGUUCUCCACUAUGUCGGAGCGGGCAUCGCCUUCCCCACCAGUAUGCUGUUCGCGUGCCUGCAGUCGGCGCUGACGUAUCGGCUGGCCAAGACGCAGGGGGAGUACAACGUGGCCCACCUGCGGCUCUGCAUGACCCUCCUCGCCUUCGCCGCCCUGGUGCUCAGCGGCGUGUUUUUCUGCCAGGAGAGCUUCGUCCUGCAGCACGCUUCGGCCAUCUUCGAAUGGGUCUUCUGCGUCAUCAUCAUGCUCUUCUACGGGACGUUCGCCUUCGAGUUCGCCGGCAUGUCGGGUGACACCGUGGUGGUUUUGGCCCGAGGGGGCUCAGCGGCGAGGGAGCGCAAGGUGGACGCGCUGGGGCCGCGCUUGCCGCCGCACCAACCCGAAAACAUGUCGUCCAUCCUGUAGGGCCCGACUCGCUCGGAUUGGAUUGUCCUUCCGAGACGGCGCUGUCAAAUCAGUCGAGUCAUUCAAUCAAUCACGUCAAGAUUCGAACUCGAGCAGGACCCCGACGGAGAGCUUUUUUUUGUCAUUACAUCAGAGCUGCUUCUUUUUUUUUCCUUUUUCCCUUCCCUCCCAUUUUUUGCCUGUCUGCAUUUUGCACAUGUGUGAAGCCAAAUGUUCCAUCCAGACAAACCAACCAACCAGCCAGCCAGCCAGCCCUGCCUUCAUUUAUUAGCCGCGGAGAGCUAAAGGUCCAUCAGAUUAAGACAAAUCUGUUGUUCCCUUCUCCCAGCGCUCAACAAGUGACCUUGGAUGAUUUCCUCUUCAGGUGAUUGCAGCGAGGCCUUUUCAUUUCAUUUGGUGAGUGCGCCCGUGCUAAACAAGAGGCUGCUGGACGGCCACAGCUGAAAAUGCAGUGCGGUAUUGUCUGCUGCUUUACACACUCGCCACAAAGGACGAAGGUCAGGACGGAAGCAAUAAACUCUUCGUAUUGUUCUACAGAUGAGUAUAUAACUGUUACGGAAAUACUGUUGCAUAAAAGAGAGGGGACCUGUUAUGUGUGUGUGUGGGUAUAUAUAUAUAUAUAUAUAUAUAUACAUAUAUAAACAUUUUAAUAAUUUGUCUCUGAUCAUGUUCACAUUGAACAAGGUAAUGAUGACGCAAAAAAAGUCAUUUCCUCACUUUCGACCAGGGGUGUCCAAACUACGGCCCGGGGGCCAUUUUAAGUAGCCUGUGGCAUAUAUUAAAAUGAAGAUGACCUGUGUCGUUUACCUGUAUUGUGCUAGUUUCUACACUGGUUGGCAAGGCAGUACAAGAAGAGAAGAAGAAAUUUCUCCUCUCUCACUCGCUUGUUUACCACCAAUUAGGGAUGGGCGAGUAUCGAUACCGGUCUUAUUUCAAGGUAUCGGGUACUAUUGAAGGCUACCGAUUCCAGCCACCGAUACUUAAGGCAAAAAAACAAUCUGACAUUGAGUCCUCCUUGCCAGUAGCUGGCGCUGCAUUGCAGCGCUUUGACACAUUGGCGAAUCAUCAGAAAGAACGAAAGGUCUUUGUUCACAAUUAUGCCACUAUGUUCAUUGGAAUUGUAUGUAACAAAAGUACCAGGGGCUAUUGGUACACUGUAUAGGUGAGUUCUCAAGCCUGACCAUUAGUACUGGUAUCAGUCUGAAAAAAGGGUUAUCGAAAAUCCCUACCGCCAAUCACGUCACUAAAACAGUAACAACAUUUUCUAUUCACAACGCCGCAGGGAAUAAAGAUCAUUUAGUUACAGCAGCAACUGAAUCGCAAUUGUUUGCUUCCACUUCAAGGUCCGCUUAGUACAGAGUGAUCUUGUUUUGGUUCGGAAUGCGGGAUACGGGGCUGUCGGCCACACAAGUGUCAGGAAAAUCCGGAGCAAAAACCAAAUUGUUUCGUAUAUCCAUAUCUACACUGGAUUAAUUUGACCAUGUUAACUAAAGUCGAAGAAUGUCAAAGUGGCUUUUGUGCCAUUUGAUUUUUGUGUAUGGAGGCCUUUGGAAGAAAAAGUUUGGACACCCCUACACACUUGCUGCUCUCUGCAAAAAAAAAAAAAAAAAAAAUAUAUAUAUAUAUAUAUAUAUAGAUCAAUGUUAGCAUUAGAGAUUGGCAUCAUAUUCGAAGAAUUCUGUUGAUAUUUGCGGAGUGGUUGAUUAAGCAUGUCUGUGUUGAUCAAUCAGGUCUCGAUCCAGUUAAAGCUGUGUUCAAAUUUCCCACCACCUGUCCUGCCUUUCCGACAUUAUACAAUAUCAGGUCCCCUUUAAUACAGCAAAUGGUGACGCUUGUUCCCGUCGACAUCCAUGUCGCUGUUUGUAUGCACUACGUGUUCAAGUACUCAUGAUACAGACGGUAGAUUGUCCAAACAUUACCAACAGUCCUCUCCAUCAGUGAACGAUUCUCUGCCAAAGACGCGUAGACACGACGCAGUCCACACGCCGGUGGUCAUUCGAUCCACUUACGGUAAGCUUCUUAGCUUUUACAGUAUUCCUCAUUGUCACGUGCGACUAUACGUCCGUGUUCUACUGUAAACAGCGUGCCAAAUAUCAGUGUGCCUGUGGCCUCGGUGCUAAUAACAAGCCUGAUUGUAACAUUAUCGCAUUCGUCAAAAGCAAUAUUCUACACUUCUUUUUAUCAGUAUUUUGUUACAGAAUGUCACCGGACACAGCAUUGGGUACACCACACAGCACGCCCUUACAAAGAUAACGACACUUUCGAGCCAGUAUUUUCCAACCUUCGUCCCGUGCCGCUCUUCAGUGUAAAUGACGUGGCGAGGGAGUUGACCAGCCAAUUUUCUGCCUUGGGAGGUAGUACCAGAAGCCUUGUUUUUUUUAUUAGCACAAGAUUCAUGCAAAAUGACCAAAAAUUCUCAAUUAAUCCACCUGUGCCUUUUUACACACAGCCCGGCUAAGUGAAAUGUUACCCGCAACACAGCAUCCCACAGUCAGAUAAUUGGUCUGUGGUGAUGAAUAAAAUAUAAUACUUGUCUGACAACUGCUUUCAACACAACAGGGCAAGAAAGUAGAAUGUCGGGUAUUGAACUUCAAUCCCAAUUUCCUUUUUGACGCGGUUGUCAUCUCGCCUUUGUUACUUAUGGCUCCGGCACUACCUCCAAAAGGUGAUUGUACCAAUAAAAACGGCUGCAAAUGACCACAGAAGGAUGUGAUGAAAGGCAAGACAUUUUCGAUUGUCUUUUUUUUAUGAGCAGGCAUUUGCAGGUGUACCUCAUGUUGUGGCCUAAAAUAAUGCCAACUUGACGUGUAUUUUAGAGAUUUUUUUUUUUUGCCUUUCAUUGACUUAGUCCGACAUAUUCUAUAUGCUGUACUCCAGAGGUGUGCCAACCUACUUGACCUAUGCAGCUGUUCUCUUUUCUAACGUGUUAUUAAUUCAUAUUCAUCAUUCCACAAGUUGGUCACUUCUAUUUAAGUUUUUUUGUUGUUGUUUUGUUUUUUGCAUCAGUACUGUACACUGAACGUGUGUGACUCAACUGGAAAAGCUUUUGUUGUCACUUGCUCCCUCUACUGGUCAAACCUAUCAUUGCAGAAGCUUGGUCUUGUUUGUUCCACCUUAACCCGCCUUUAAAAUGUCUUGCUGUAAAAAUAUAAACAUUUCUUUGUGUUUCCAUUUUGUCCAGCCUAAAAUAUACGUCAAAUAUUAAAUAUUUGGGUUUUCUUUAUCCUUCAGAGGCCAGUAUGUUAACAUGUAUUUUUUUAUCGGGGUAGAAAAACUAAAAAAAAUGUCUGUAAAAUACAUUUCAAGGAAUAUUUUCUCUUUUUUGUGUGUCAUAUUUAUAUAUAAAAAUAAAAUAAAACCACACAAGUCCUGGUGACAAAAAAUGACCCAUUGUAAACACAUCAAAUUCAUUUUUAUAUUUGUCCAAUGGAUGGCGCUAUUUUUUUCUCUUUCGAAGCAGCAAAAAUGUUUUCCACAAAGUUACCGCACUACUGAAAUAAGCAUGCAUUGCUGUUGAUGUACGAAAAUGUCCCGGGUUAUCUUUUUGGAUUUCAAUUAAUUUUAUAUUCAUCCACCAGAUGGCACCACUCCCCCCCCCCCCCCCCCAUUUAAAGCAUGCAGUACUAAAAAUGUUGCACCUUUCUACUGUUUUCCACCAGUACACCUUUUCUGUUCAUAUUUCCCUAGUUCUAUUAUCAUCCACCAGAUUGUGCCACCUUCCCUCAUUCAAAACAUGCAGCAGUAAAAAUUUCCCACAUUUUUAAUUUUCCUGCAUCAGCACUGAAAUAACAAGCAUCGUUAAGGAUGUAAAAAAAAUUGUCCCACGCUAUUUUUUCUGUUCUGAUUUCAAUUAUUUAUUUGUCCACCAGAUGGCACUACUUUACCUCUUUCAAAGCAAAAAUGCCCAUAUCAUUUGUUAGAUAUUUAAAUAAUUUAUUUUGUCCAACAGUUGGCGCCAUUUCCCCCAUUCAAAGCAUGCAGCAGUAAAAAUUUCCCUUUUUUACUGUUUAUCUGCCUCAAUACUGAAAUUACAAGUGUGUAUUGCUAAAAAUACAGUAUCUCAUUGUCAUCUUUUUUUGUUCAGAUUUGUAGUUUUUAUAUUUGUCCACUAGAUGGGGCCACUUUUCCUCAUACAAAGCAUGUAGCAGCAAAUAUUUGAACCUGUACUGUUUUCCACAAGGGGGGCUCGAUGUACAAACAAUGUCUCUUUAGGAUCUGUUAAGGGUUAAUGCAUCGUUUCAGCUAAUCUGACCAAUUUUUUUCAAAGCACUUUUUGCUUUUAUUUACAUCAAGCUGCCUAAAUACAAUGUUUGUUCUCGUUUACGGACUCAUCUUUGCACUCAGGAAAGUGUUAGGACACAACACAAUCCACUCUGUCGCCGCCUUCUUCUGCUGUUGAGGAUCCGUCAUGUAUAUUUUGCUGUUUUAUGGUUUAAAAUAAAUUUUAAAAAAAUAAUUCUGUAUCGUUCACUCGUUGCGCUACUCAGUCACACAAUGUUUAAAUAGCAAAAGCUAUCAUGCAAUCAUUAGAAGACUAUGGAGUAAUUAACCUGUAAACCUCACACUGAUAAAUAUUAAAUGUGUAUAUCCAGUACUCAAUUAUGCUGCCUACGUGCCUUAUUAUUACUUUGAUAAAGCAAACCAAAGAGAUCAAAGUUGUGAAUUCAAUUUUGAUGAUUGUGUACUGUGUGUGUGUAUGCCUUAAUGUUCAACAAAUAAAACAUUUUAAAUAAAUGUUCUUUUUUUUCACGCACAAAAACGCAGCACUCUGCACACAGACAAUUGACAUCUUUAAUUUUCUUUGUGGUUUAAUUAUUUACACUGUCCUGGUUAUACUUCGCCAACAAAAUGAUGACAGCAGAGAGAACACUGAUCACUUCAGCAUUUUUGUUUUUCUAGAAUUAAGACAAAAUGAUAAAGGAAAAAAAAAAACAAAAGAAAAUAUGGUCAUAAUGCCCCCUAAAGCAAA